UCUCUCUCUCUCUCUCUCACACACACACACGCACACUGAGAGAUUCGAAGAUAGAAGGCCUCUUCUUCUCACUCUUCAAACCCAAUUGGACACAAACAAACCCUAAUUUCCCAUUAAAUUAAAAAAAAAAAAAACAGACAAACAAAGCUUGAAGAAGAAGACGACGACGAUAAACUGAGCUCUGAUCAUGGCGUUCUCAUCUCGCCUCUUAUCCAAAUCCAGACAGUUAUGCGGCAACAGAGUCAUCCUUCAGCAGGAGUAUGCUAUUCCAGUUCGUUACUUUGCCAAAGAAGCUGGUCGCCCUGCUCUUAAGGGAGACGAGAUGUUGAAGAAUAUCUUUUUGGAGGUUAAGAACAAAUUUGAGACAGCUCUUGGAGUACUUCGUAAAGAGAAGAUCACCAUUGAUCCAGAUGAUGAUGCUGCUGUAGCUCAGUAUGCCAAGGUCAUGAAAACAGUGAGGGAGAAGGCAGACUUGUUCUCUGAAUCUCAACGUAUCCAGUAUACAAUCCAAACACUAACAAAGAACAUUCCUGAUGUUCGAACAUAUCUGUUGACACUGAAGGAAAUACGUAUCAAGCGUGGUCUCACUGAUGAGCUUGGUGCGGAGGCUUUGAUGUUUGAUGCAUUGGAGAAAGUUGAAAAAGAACUGAAAAAACCUCUUCUAAGGAAUGACAAGAAAGGAACUGCUCUUCUAAUGGCAGAGUUUGACAAGAUCAAUAAAAAGCUUGGAAUCCGGAGGGAAGAUCUUCCAAAGUAUGAAGAACAGUUAGAACUAAAAAUUUCUAAAGCACAAUUGGAGGAGCUGAAAAAGGAUGCUCUUGAGGCAAUGGAAACUCAAAAGAAACGAGAGGAAUUCAAGGACGAGCAAAUGGUUGAUGUGAAGUCUUUGGACAUCAGAAACUUCCUUUGAGACCUCUUAUUCCUUACCAAUGGCUCAUUUGAGGUCAAACAAAUCCUGAUGGAAAAUGGAGGCCAAUGACUGUUUUUGAGUCUUGGGGAAAUACAUAUCCUGUUUUAAUAAGGCACUUGCGAUUUGGGAAUCCAACAACUAUGGCAACUUAUGAGAUAUCUUAUGUUUUGUAUUUGUUCCAAUUGUUUUUAAUGUUGCCAGGUGAGAACUGGAAAUCUGUUAUCAAUGAUUGCAAUUGUCCAAGUUUUACUUUUCAUAAGUCGUUUAUGCUUGUGGUUCUAUACGGCCAUAUGUUUCAUGUUUCACAA
This is a messenger RNA of Ziziphus jujuba (common jujube), 1218 nucleotides long. Its product is annotated as probable ATP synthase 24 kDa subunit, mitochondrial. NCBI's taxonomy places the organism in Eukaryota, Viridiplantae, Streptophyta, Magnoliopsida, Rosales, Rhamnaceae. Gene Ontology annotation, biological process: pollen development. The transcript is spliced from 7 exons. The record is from RefSeq and is a predicted model, not a curated record. Bases 188 to 910 code for a protein of 240 amino acids.